Molecule: messenger RNA, 9331 nt
Organism: Wyeomyia smithii (pitcher-plant mosquito)
Lineage: Eukaryota; Metazoa; Arthropoda; Insecta; Diptera; Culicidae
Gene: Utx
Product: histone demethylase UTY
Exons: 10
Coding region: 1310-5029 (1239 amino acids)
Biological process (GO): regulation of gene expression
Cellular component (GO): MLL3/4 complex
Molecular function (GO): chromatin DNA binding; histone H3K27me2/H3K27me3 demethylase activity; protein binding
Source: RefSeq, a predicted model, not a curated record
GCCAACGCGGAUGGACGGACGGCGUGCGUUCUCUUCCCCAUUCGAGCGAGAGAUUCGGAUAAGAGACUCUCACUACCAGCAGCAGCAGCAGCGAUUCUAGGAUUGGAUUGUUCAUGUGGUGCGUUUGACGAAGAUAUUUUUUCCCUGUACAUUGAUGAGAGGAAACGAGCAGAAGGAAAAACGGUGAAAAGAUAUCAGCUUUUUCUCACAGUUGUUUAUCUAAAUCUAAGCCAACAGAGCAGUUUGUGUGGUUCACAAUAUAAGUAUAUAUUCAGAUAGUUUUUUCGACUGUGGCUCUCGCGAGUGGGAAGCAGUGUGCGGCCGUGUGAAGUUGAAAUUGAAGGGGGACGUGAAGCAUUAGUGGAAAUCAUGGGAAAUCAAGAAGAGCAUAGAGCUUAGCUUAAAGUGAAUGUAUCGUUGUGUGAUGAAGAGGAAGAAAGGAGAAAAUCUGUGAAAUUUCAGUGUUCUUUAGGUUAUUACAUAUAUGUUAAUGUGCUGAAAAGGUGAUUUUUGGCUCACGUACACUGCCUAGCGACAAUUCUCAUAACAGGUAACCAGCAAAGUGUGUUCAUUGAGUAUUUAAGCCAAACCCAGAUAUAACUAGACGGUGAAAGAAGAAGCUGCUUCAACCAGGAAAAUAUUUCUGAUCGUAGAGUAAAUUCUCCGUGUAAAAUAGAAUAGAAAUUUUCGAGUAUUAUUGAUUGCGAAUGUUGUUCAACUACACUGCCAUUUUCAACCAGCGUGAGUGUGCGUGAAUACGGUUCUUCAGUGUGUCUUCUCUAAAAGUGAAUUCGUGUUCGUUCUACACGGCCAUCCAACAACGCAUUGGUACAGCUUGCCAGCUAGCCAGCCAGCCAGCCAUCGCUAGAAGCAUCAGACUCACCGUCAUACAGCGAAACCGAAUCAUCGGAGAAUGGAAUAAAAGUGCAUGUGCUCGAAAGAGAAAAGGAGAGUGACCCGAGCCCAGGGUUGUACCGGAAGUUAGUGAGAAUCUAAUCGCGAAGCAGCAGAAGAUUCACAGAGAUGAUUUCGUUGUUGUGGGUGAGAGGUAUUAAAUAUUUACUGCCAGUACCAACUAGCAUUCAAAAGCCGGUUUCGGUGAAUGCUCCGUGAAACCAAUAGUGAGAACUAGCACGAAAAGCUGCCAUUUUACUAUAGAGAAAUUGAACACUAGUUUUUCAACAGCAAAAAACGAAUCCCGAGCUUCAAUUCAACGAAUUUUACAAGGUCGAUAAAAUCAUUCCAACAAUUGCUGUACGUCUGUCCGGACUUUACGCGUGCCAAUGAAGUUCACCUGCGUCUUGGGCUUAUGCUCAAAGUGAAUGGAGACUACGAGCGAUCGCUGAAGCACCUGCAACUCGCCUAUUCGGACUCGUCGCCGUGUACCUUCGGCAAGCUUGAAAUACGCUUUCACAUCGCCCAUUUGUAUGAGGUUCAGAACAAGUUCAAAGCUGCAAAAGAAGCCUACGAGCAGCUCCUUGGGGACAAACAGCUGACAUCUGCGCUAAAGGCUGACAUUUGCCGCCAGCUAGGAUGGCUCUAUCACAGUGUUGAAACGCUCGGCGAUAAAGCACAACGGGAGCGUUUUGCCAUUCAGUGUCUCCAGAAAUCGAUCGACGCGGAACCAAAAUCGGGCCAGACACUGUACCUGCUGGGACGGUGCUUCGCAGGAAUCAACAAGGUGCACGACGCCUUCAUUGCCUACCGCAACUCAGUCGAGAAGAGCGAGGGAAACGCGGACACAUGGUGCUCCAUCGGAGUACUCUACCAGCAGCAGAACCAGCCUAUGGACGCAUUGCAAGCCUACAUAUGUGCUGUGCAAUUGGAUAAAUCUCAUUCUGCAGCUUGGACUAAUCUAGGUAUUUUAUACGAAAGCUGCAAUCAACCGCGGGAUGCUUAUGCCUGCUAUUUGAAUGCCACAAAGAAUUCGGACGGACAGCAAUCGACCGUAGUGUCAGCCUUAACCACUGCCAGCAGUGCCAAUGCAACGAAUGCAACAGGAACUGCAGUAACAACAGGAAACACCCCCAACACAAACACAACUUCCACGGGUUCAUCCGGUUCAGCAGCUACAGCAACCCCCGUCACAACAGCGACACGCACUGGAGCCAGCGUUACCGAUUCUGCGAUUGCCACCGGUGGAGGUUUCGUAAAGCCCCAAAACCUCGCCCAGAGGAUAAAGUUUCUCCAACAGCAUCUGGCACACGCACCUAUGCCUAGUAUUACCUCCAAACGACGGCAGCUACCGUCGAUAGAGGAAGCGUGGAAUCUGCCAAUCUCGAACGAAAUGAGCUCCCGUCAACAGCAGCAAACGGCCGCAGCGCAGGCUCAGCAGCGGCAAUAUCAGAAAGGAUACGUACAGGGUAACCAGGCCCAAUUUCAAGGUAACAACCCAGCGGCGGCCAACAAACGUUUCAAACAGGAAGAUGGUCAAGUGGUACGCCCCGGCCAGGUGCCGAAUUUCUACCUUAAUCAGCAGCAAUUGCAUAUGCUGCAAUACCUGCAGCAGAAUCAAACCACUUUAAAUGCUCAGCAGCAAAAUUUGCUGCAGCAGUACGCCCAUCAGUACCGACUGAUGCAGCAACAUCAGCAGCUUCGUCUGCAACAACAACAGCAACGGAAUCAGCAAGCUCAGCAACAAGCCGGAGCAGCCGCCUUCCAAGGACAGCAGAUAGCAGCAGCCGCAUCUUAUGGAUCGCAAACUCAACCUCAGCAAACGGGACAGUUGUUAGGUGGUAAUGGAAGCUUCGCAGCAACUGGACAGAAUUUUAAAACCACCGCUGGAACAUAUGCCGGCGUUGGAAGCUUCCAGAACCAAGCGAACGCGGCUGCGUUCACUCAGUUAAGCGGAACCAAUCAAGCAGAUCUAGAUCAAGAAUUGCAAGCCUUACUCUCGUCCAAGGAUGAUACUGCCACCUUUGCCGAAUCACUCCUCAAACAGUUUGCUUCCGAUGAUUUGGACAUCAAGGACAUUAAACAAAUCGACCAGCAUGGCCAAAGUGCUGUUGCACUUAGCGAUUCAGGUGUCGGUCGAUCAGACAGCGAAAAGUCGCCCACGAUAAAGGCGGAAUCUACCUCAGCCAUGGCUGGUGGCGGGGCAUCUGCGAUGGCAAACUCAGCUGCUGCAGCUAAGAGACAUCUGCUGGCGAAGCACGACAUUAAAUUAGAGCCUGUCAUAAAGAUCGAAAAACUUUCUGAGCCAGCACUGAAGCCUGGCUUCAGUAUUGAAAUGACCGCCAAGGAACUUCUGCAGGCGGUCAAGAAGUCCGAUCUCAAAGACGUCCCCGCUAUCUGUUCGACGAUGGUGAUGGACUCGCCUCCUCCCGCGCCUCCAGAAUGCCCACCACAGCGACUGACCCGCGAACAACUGCAACCUCCCACGCCAUCGGUUUUUCUUGAAAACAAAAAACACGCGUACAGUCCGCAGUUGCAAGAAUUCUGCUUGAAGCAUCCCAUUGCGGUUGUGCGGCAGCUGGGAGCUGCCCUCAAGCUCGAUUUGGGACUGUUUUCAACCAAGACUCUGGUUGAGGCGAAUCCCGAUCAUAGUAUAGAGGUGCGAACGCAGGUGCACCAGUCGGCCGACGAGAACUGGGAUCAGUCGAUGAAAUCGAAGGUAUGGGCGUGCAUUUCGCAUCGAUCGCACACGACUAUCGCCAAGUAUGCCCAGUAUCAGGCGUCGAGUUUUUCCGAUAAGAUUAAGGAGGAACGUGACAAAUUGGCUGGCGUUCCGCUUACCAACUCCGAUUCGGACUCGAAGGAUUCGAUAACUAACAGCAAUGGGGCUGGUUCGGGCGGUAAUAACGGCAGGCGAAAGCGCUGCAAAAACGGCAAUAAGAUGUUGCGUUUCGGCACCAAUGUGGAUCUGUCGGAUGAGCGAAAGUGGAAAACCCAGCUGACGGAGCUGCAAAAGUUGCCACCUUUUGCUCGGGUUGUCUCGGCUGCCAACAUGCUUUCCCACGUGGGUCACAUGAUUUUGGGGAUGAACACGGUGCAGCUGUACAUGAAAGUGCCGGGCAGCCGAACACCGGGUCACCAGGAAAAUAAUAACUUCUGCUCGAUUAACAUCAACAUCGGACCGGGGGACUGCGAGUGGUUUGCGACACCCGAUUCCUACUGGGGGGGCAUUCAGGCACUGUGCGAGAAGAAUAACAUCAACUAUCUGCACGGGUCCUGGUGGCCAGCGCUCGAAGAUUUGUAUGCCGAGAAUAUUCCGGUGUAUCGAUUCACACAACGACCGGGCGACUUGGUGUGGGUUAAUGCUGGAUGUGUGCACUGGGUACAAGCGAUAGGAUGGUGUAACAAUAUUGCAUGGAAUGUUGGACCUCUAACUGCGCGGCAAUAUCAGCUGGCAAUCGAACGGUACGAAUGGAACAAACUGGAAAACUACAAGAGCAUUGUUCCGAUGGUACACCUCAGCUGGAACCUGGCCCGCAAUAUCAAAGUUUCUGACACGAAGCUGUUCGACGCAGUGAGAACCUGCCUAAUGCAAACCAUGAAGCACUGCAUGCAAGUGCUAGAGUACGUGAAAUCGAAAGGUAUCGAAGUUCGAUUCCACGGACGAGGAAAGAAUGAGGCAUCCCAUUAUUGCGGCCAGUGCGAAGUGGAAGUGUUCAACAUUCUGUUCAUUCGGGAGCAGGAAAAACGCCACGUUGUGCACUGCAUGGGCUGUGCACGAAAGCAAGCCCCAACGUUGCAAGGCUUUGUCUGUUUGGAAGAGUACAAACUGGCUGAGCUGAUGCAGGUCUAUGACGCGUUUGUACUCCACCAGCCGCCUCCACUGUCCAUCCAGCCGCCGUCAGUUCCAGCGCCUUCCCAAUCCCCUCAGCAAUCCAUCUCGAUGUCUAUGGUCACUGGUCAGCAACAGCAGCAGCAAUCACUCCCAGCAUCCUCAUCGACCGUCACCAUCAGUUCGUCUUCGUCCAGCUCAUCGAUCGGCGCUGUACCGACUAGUUUACCCUCGGGCAGUAGUAGCAGUAGUAGUAACGGAGGUAGCGGUGGGCCGAUCGUAACCCCGAUACAGCUCUCGUGAAAGGUCGAGGAAAUGUACCAGCAGGUGAUGAUGGAAGAUAACGACUAAGAUCAAGGUUUGUUCGUUUGUACGUUUCAAGAGUUUAUUUAAGAUUCAGUUUAGUUCAAUUUUUUUUGACACUUAAUUUUGAGGCGGUGUGCCUCACAAGAAAAAGACUUAUCUGAUCCAUCCCAAAAGUGAAGAGAUAGAAAGUCGAACAUUUUCAUUUGUGAAUAUUGCUCUAUUGUACAUAUUCAAGUGUCGAAAGUUUAAUAUACUAGAAUUACGACGGGGGCUUUGAUCUGCUGAUCUCGAAUGAAAUACACGUAAUUAUUUAUGCAACCAAUCACUGCUUUACUAGCCUGUACAUUAUCUCGCGAUAAAGCGCCGCGACAGGAUAAAUAUUUAAUUCACAUAGAACAAGAUUACAGAUGAAGCGAACAAGUUUCCUUAAAUCUAAGUAGUUUAAUUUAUUUUCCUAAACAGAGUUAGGAGAGUGCAAAGAUUUCACAAAAAAAAAGAAUGAAAAGGUACACGUUUCCCAAACCGAUUUCGCGUAAAGCCCGUUGGUCUGUUUGUCGUUACCGACCGGAAAUGAAAUGAUCCACUUUUUGUUUGCUUAAAAUGCGUUACCAAAUACGACCAAGAAAAAACACAAAACAGCAAACCCGACCGUAGAAUCGAACAAUGCAAAGUAACAAAAAACAACAAAGCCACUAGUUUUUUUACACUCAGAUAAAAACAGCAGCAUCAGCAGCGAGCAAAACAAAGCAAAAACUCAGGAAAACUUACGAAAAACGUUUAAAGAAUUAGGAAAUCGGAAAUAAAAAAAAAAAAAAUAGUAAGUUAACAUUUUUGAAGUGACAACAUUCAUUAAACCAUACACUAUCUCGUAGUAGGCACAGUCGAAAACUGGGAGGAGGGCGUUGAUGAAACCAGUUUGCGAAAAUAUUAUAUUUUUCUAUCUCAGAAAGCUAAACAGAGGAAAAUACUCUGCUACAUUUUAUAGACGGGAAAAAUCAUGAUUAACAUUUACAUACAACAUAACAUACACAAAGCAUUCAGCAUCAAAAGCAUGUCUAGGAUGGAGUUGGAAUGACGGGCGCGCUAAGCUACGUUGCGACUAAACGGAGUAAUGAGAUGUGUGUAAACAUGUGCGUUAUGCGUUGGUUGCUGUUUGUCGAUUUACUUUUUUCAGAUUCUAAGGCAAAUUAGUUUAGUGUGGAAACUAGUAUGUUUCGACGUGGGACUACUUCUAACUUUGACGGUACAAAUUCCAAUUGCUUCGCGUGACAUGAAACGUUACCAUAGGGUUUGAACUACUGCUAAAAUCAAAAGGGUUCUUAGUUUUUUUUUUUUGCAUCAAUCGAAAUGUGUAUUCUCUAUACCUUGUAUGAUGCUAGGUACAUACUAACAAGACAUUUUUUGUCUUAUUUGAGCACAGCUUGAGGAAUCAAAGAAGCAGUUUAAACAAAAAUAUUUAAAAGAAUUGAUACCACAUUUUUACAAACCAACCGUAGUCCCACAUCAAAUACACACUCAGUUAUGUACACUAUCUUUAAACUUUUUUGCAUUGCCGUCUAAAAUAAUUUCUUCUGGAAGGGCGAUCACCAAUCCACCACUAACAGAACAAUUUUAAAAUCAAGUUGGAAAGGACGUGUGUCUGAUCUCGAAGUGGAACCGUACUUUCACUGUUCCCGUUCACCCACCGGACUAGGAUACUGCAAAUUGCAAACUAUUUAGACAAAAAACAAAACAAACGAUCGAUUGACUGAUUUUAUUAAAAUUCUCUAUUACUUGGUAGGUUUGAACAUCGAUUCCACGUUGCCGUCGCAUCUUCGCAUAUCGGUGUGGCAGUUAUUUUGCAUGUUUUAGUUAGAACAAUUCAUUUCAUUAACUCAUGUUUGCAUUGUUGUACGAUUCUUCCGGAAACUAGGCGAAUAUGGGCAUUCAGUCGCGUGCGUACGUGCGAACUGUCUCGGGAUUCGAUGAUAAUCCAUAAGGUGCUUUAGUUUGAGCUAAGAUUUAUGUUUACGCCGAGCGCAAAUUAUUCGUAAGUGUGUAUGUGUUUGUAUGUAUAUCAGUGAAUGAAAGAGUAUAGGACACUAGUUGAAGGAGAAAUACAAGUAUAGUUAAGUAGUAGAAGGAAAUCUAAUAUCGCAUCGUAACCGGUUACGCAUGUGGUCUAAGUGUGAAUUAUAAGCUAUAUUAGCGCUAAGUGGAUAGGAGGGUUGGCAAACGCGGGGAUAGGAGGAAUCCUAAUCUUCAUGCCAAUGUAGUUGCAAGGUUCAGAACCGGUUAGGACAAUUGUGUUUCAUAUAGCGAAAGCGUGCUCUGCUAGCCGGAGCCUAGGACUGGACAAGGUUAGCUUUUAAGUGUGUCAUUUAGUGUGUAUAGCUAAUUUUAGUCUCCCGAGAGAGAGAGAGAAGGUAUAGCAACCAAUGAGCAGAUAGAAAGAUAUGUUUAGGCAAGAUCAAAAACAGUUCCCUCUCACACUCCACUGCAUUUCAUUGCAACUACUCACCGAAAACCUCAUUUGUUCAUAUAACGGCAUAGUACGGUAGAGCACAACAUGAAGCAGCAGGAGAUUCAGGAAAGUCAUGUUUUUUCGUGGUAAUUUAAGGGCAUUUUGGCCGAGUAAAAUUCAAAAUUUAACCCUUUCCAAAUUUUUAUCAGUUUCAAAAUUACGCUUGGUACGAAAAUUGAAUAAAAAAGCGCAAACGGACGGAGAAAGCUUUCCCUCUCGAAGUAAAUUGUAAAAAGCAUGUUUGACGAUAUGUACUCUCGUUAAUAAGGAAUGACCAGUAUAUCACUGCCAGUUAAUACUGAAUUAAUUUCUGUAUUCCGUGCCGAAAGCAGGCUGGAGUACUCGGAAUGAGUAAAUAAUGAAAAAAUAAAAAGCAAACUUAUACGAGAACGCUCGAGAGAGAAUGAUUAGAAGGAUACCGAACACGGUGUAACGCUGUACAGAAAUGAGACAAGUAGGACCUCUUGUAAAAAGUUGAUUAUUACCCAAUUUAUUCUUAUUCAUAAUUAUCACGAAAACCAAUUGGAUCUAAAUCUUAAUCGACAUUUGAUGAUAAGGAACCUUUGAAAAAAAAAAAAUUAAACCUGAUUAAAUGAGAAUCAAGAUUGAACCGAAGCUAAAAACAUUUGAGUAAUAAGAGAAAAAAACAUGUCUUUCAACGUAUCGUUAAGGGAAACAUUGCAGGAUAUUUCACACACCUAAUACGUUGGUACGCGAUUAAAAAAACCUCACGAAAAAGCCAUCCUCAAACCUCAAAACACUAGACUACCAUGUCAUCAAUCCAAACACAGGAGCUAACAGCUAAAUCAACAAUCAUCAAUCAUUUACAUGCUAAAAUCGGUUAUUACCUCCCUCGAAAGUACUAGAGAUUACGAUUAGAAGCACGUUUGUCGAGACUCUCACAGUGGUAGAUACCGGAAGUUGGAAUACAGGUUCAAUACUAUUUUUUCCCUCCGUUCUCGGUGUGUUUGCUGUUGUGACAUUACUGUUUCAAUUCGUUCGUUUCGUUGUUUUUACAUAUUGUAAAUACAAAGCAAAUUGUAUCUUUCGGAUUUCGAUAAACGCGAAAGGAGAGAAAAUGAAACAAUUAUAAAAAAAUUACCUCAGAGGAAACAGGAAAGCAGACAAAAAGUAAUCACCCUAAUAAAACCUGUAUAUACACAAUCCGCAGCAGCCGAAAGUUGCACCACACUUUUGGACGUUUGGCCGACCGUAAAAUAGUGGUAUAGUAAACAAAUAUAUCUAUAUACAUAUAUACUAUAAAAGAAAAGGAAACCAGAAAAAAUUUUACACCGUUUUUGGUUUGGUUAAUUCACUAACCAAUCGUGACAGUUUUACAGUAGCUUUUAAGAGAUCAGAGCAGAGGUAAUAAUUUUAUUUAAAGAAAUAUUAUUUAUCGUAUGUCAUACGUUUGGGGUCGAGCGAUUUAAAAAAAAAAACAGGCAGUCCGUAUCAUCAGAAGGUAAUAGUGGACCCGAUUUCGUUUUUUUGUUUCAAAUACCGCUGAGCGCUACGAACAAAAGCGAAAAGUCAAAGACGCCUCUACACGUUGACGAGUUGUGUAAAAGUGACACCAUUUCUUGAGUGUUUAGCAAAUGAUUGAAAAUAACAAGAAAAUACGAUAGUUGUACGAUACACUUAAUUGCUAAGCUGGACUAUUAUCAACUUAUUGUAUUUUUUUCUGCAAGGAAUACAUACUCUAGAAGUGAAGAUGAUUCGAAAAGAGAGACGAAUGUAAAUGUUUUGUUUCGAGGAUCAAAUCGGCAAUACACUACUGUAGUAAGAAUGAAAAAUAA